GAUUACGUGCAUGGGGUGGAGCCGGUUAACAUUUUGUCUUCAGAGGGGCGGGGCUUACAGAGAGGCCAUUGAACACAGACAGCCGUAGGACCGGGAGCUGUUAGAGAAGGAUGGAUUCUGUCAUGGGACUCAUGACUCAGACACCAGUGGGCGAAGCUCAAACUAAUGAAGGGGUGGAUGAUGGAGGCGGGGUCAGACAUCGAGUCAGUCAUGUUGAAAUGAAACUGGUCCAGCUGGAGUCAGAGGACGGCUCACAGGCGCCAUUAAACAGUGAUGUUACAGCACUGAGGAUCCAUCAGCAGAUGGACCGCAGGAAAGCAGUGUUCUACCUCAUUCUCAUCGGCCUGUUUAUAUUCAGCACAGCGUUCCUGCUGGGUUACGUGACGUUCCGUAGAAUGUGCCGUAUAUGCAGGGAAGAGGGAGAUCUGAUUCCUCUGAGUGACACCACCGGAUCGGAUCACGUGCCUGAGGAGACGGUGAUGUACAUGUCAGAGCUUAGGGAGAUGCUGAAGAAAUAUCUGAUCGAGGACAAAAUAGAGAACACGCUCAGGCGAGUGAGCAGAACGUCUCAUCCUCCGGGAUCCUCUGAAGGAAACGCUAUAGCGAGAGAAAUACUGCAGAAUCUUCAGAAGCUCCGGAUGGACCACACCUGGACAGACUCGCAUUACGCCACUCUCCAGUUUCCCUCCAGGACACAGAAGAACACUCUCUGGUUGGUGGAUUCUGAGGAGGAGGAGCUAGAGGAGAUUUCUUUAGACAACGAUGGUUACUGUGCCUACAGUGCCACAGGAACAGCCACGGGAGGGGUCGUGUACGUGAACUAUGCCCGGCGUGAGGACUUCGAUCAGUUGCAAGCUCUCGGCAUCUCCGUCAACGGCUCCAUCGCCAUAGCGAGGGUGGGAGGGGGUGUAAGCUUUGCUGAGAAAGUGUGGUACGCCCAGCAGGCAGGGCACGUCGGUGUUCUCAUCUACCCCGACCCUGCGGACGUCCCUCAGGAUCCACGACGACUUGGACUCCAUAGCAACGCUGUCAUCUCCGAACACGUGCAUCUGGGAUCUGGCGAUCCAUUCACACCUGGAUUUCCUUCCUUUAACCACACCCAGUUCCCGUCCACCCAAUCCUCUGGCCUGCCAAUCAUUUUAGCUCAGCCAAUCAGCGCAAACGUUGCAUCCAAACUGUUAAGUCAGUUAUCAGGUGUGGAUUGCCCGCGCGGAUGGCAGGGCCGUUUGCCGUACGUUCAGUGUGUGUUGGGUCCAGGCUUCACAGGACCGGGUGGGCACAGGGUAAAGAUGGGCGUAUUUAACACCAUGAAACCGGUGCUGCUCAACAACAUCUUCGCAUCUAUAGAAGGCAAACUGGAACCCGAUCAUUAUAUCAUCAUAGGAGCUCAGAGGGAUUCUUGGGGUCCAGGAGCUGUAAAGUCUGGAGUGGGUACAGCAAUCCUGAUGGAACUAGCUAGAACCUUUAGUACAAUGGUGGAGAAUGGGUUUUCUCCCAGACGCAGUCUGCUUUUUGUCAGCUGGGAUGGAGGAGAGUUUGGAAAUGUUGGCGCCACCGAGUGGCUUGAGGGUUAUCUGACCAUGCUGCAUCUGAAAGCUGUGGCGUAUUUCAGUCUGGAUCAAGCCAUCCUGGGUGAUGAUAAUCUUUCUGUCUACACGAGUCCUCUGUUAGCUAAUCUCAUCGAAGGAGCCAUUAAACAAGUCGAACAUCCCAAACACACGGGUCAGUCCAUUCUCUCUCUUGUCCAGCGUCAGGGAGGCUGGAGAAACAUAGUGAAGCCGUUGUAUUUGAACAGUGGUGCGUACAGCUUUACAGCAUUUGGAGGAGUUCCUGCGAUGCAGCUGCAUUUCACCGAGGACGCUCGUGUGUAUCCGUUUGUCAACACUCGUCUGGACAGUGUAGGUCGUCUGCAGGAGCUUCUGCAGGGUCGUCUGUGCGCUGUGGGUCGAGCUGUAGCUGAACUCAUAGGCCUGAUGGCUCUCAAACUGUCACAUGAUCACAUUCUUCCACUGGACGUCACCUGCUACAGCAGUGCAGCUCAACAACUGAGCUCUAGACUGAGUAUACACACUACACAACUGCAGUCGAGGGGUUUGUCUCCUCAGUGGAUUUUCAGUGCGAGAGGAGAUUACAGCCGCGCAGCUAAAAGUCUUUUGGAUGCUAUAAAGAACAGUGAUGUUCAGGAUGAGAGACUGGCCAGACUCUACAACACACGCAUCAUGAGGGUGGAAUAUUACUUCCUGUCCCAGUACAUGUCAGUGGUGGAGACGCCGUUCCGUCACGUGUUUCACGGGCGUGGCGAUCACACACUGAGCGCGCUGGACGAGCAUCUGUCUCUCCUGCGCUCCGAGCCACAUCUAUUCGACGAGGUCCGGUUCAAACGCCAGCUGGCUCUCUUUACCUGGACACUGCAGGGUGCCGCUAACGCUCUCAGCGGUGAUGUGUGGAACAUAGACAACCCUCUUUAGUGCUCCAGAACCACACAGACUCCUUACCAAACCGUUCCUUUAUCCAGCCCAACAUCAGUCGACCGGUUAAGCCCUGGAUAACUGUAGAGCGUCAGUGUUGAAGGUCAGGAUAAAUCGAGUCUGUUUACAUUCAGACCUCCACGCUCCCCUAACCAGGCACAAAACAUCAAGCCAAUUAUUUAAUCACAACACAGUAGUUUCAUGAUACGUGUUGUGUGUGUUAUCUGAGCAGAGACACCGUCUCAACCCUUCAGAUGAAAUGAUGCUCAAGACACAAACGAAUCCUCUUUUAUUGAUUCAGGUUAGGGUUGAAUCAGUUUGUGAUUCACAAGAGAAGCGUGCAUGUGUUUAUUCUGCUGCAGUUUCUGUCUGUAAACUAAUAUGAAUCCUAUAGGCAGGGGCUGUGUGUUAUAUUUGAGGAGAACGUGAGCAAUUCUUCUAGCUGAGAAAACUCAAAAUCGUUACAUUUAUAAAUAUGUCACAACAACGUCUGGUCAAAUACGAAGGGAAUC
Messenger RNA from Paramisgurnus dabryanus, 2980 nucleotides. It is a transcript of the gene tfr2, whose product is annotated as transferrin receptor 2. Gene Ontology annotation, molecular function: transferrin receptor activity. NCBI's taxonomy places the organism in Eukaryota, Metazoa, Chordata, Actinopteri, Cypriniformes, Cobitidae. Gene Ontology annotation, biological process: endocytic iron import into cell; transferrin transport. Gene Ontology annotation, cellular component: external side of plasma membrane. The record is from RefSeq and is a predicted model, not a curated record.